AAACAACAUCCGGGUACAUGAAACUUACUUCCUCCUGUGAUGGUGAAGGAAACUUUCUGCCGACUGUGAUGGUGUAAGAAACAUCACUAUUUGAGGAUUUUUAUUGAUUUUUUUUUGGAAGAUAUUCUCACCAAAGGAGCACAACGCAAGAAGGUUCUGGUAAAGUCACAUCAUGCAUGCAGUCGAGCCGACGGGAGACGUCAAACCCCGACAGGUGAUUCAUUUCUCUAGUGGAGAGAUUCUGACAGAGGAUGACAGUGAGGAAGAGGAGGAACAACAUCAGCUUCAUCAAGCGCCCAGUGCUUCUGACCAGAGAAACUGGACAUGGAGGGAUUAUUCUCGGUUUUGGGGAACACAGAUUUUAAGAACAUCUUUGAGAUUUUGUGAUUUUCUUGGAGAGAAAAUGGCUGGUUUACUGGGACUGAAUGCUGCCAAAUAUCAGUAUGCUGUUGACCAGUAUCACAGAGAUCAUAAGAAUGAAACGGAAGGAGAGGUUUUGUCUUCAAGCACCAGCGUGAAUGAGGAGAGAAUUGAUCUGUCAAAAAUAGUGAGCAAACAGUAUGGAGCCACAAAUGUACAGGACCCGACAGAGCAACAAACCCUGAAAGAAACACUACAAUAUAAAGGAGAGCAGAAUGAAGGAUACAAUUCUAAUGAAUAAUGUGAAUUGUAAAAUUUUCCUGUUUAAUUUAUGACCAUUAAACUAAAUAUGAAAGGCA
Messenger RNA from Ctenopharyngodon idella (grass carp), 719 nucleotides. RefSeq names its product protein FAM177B. The coding region runs from base 173 to 661 and encodes 162 amino acids. NCBI's taxonomy places the organism in Eukaryota, Metazoa, Chordata, Actinopteri, Cypriniformes, Xenocyprididae. The record is from RefSeq and is a predicted model, not a curated record. The transcript is spliced from 5 exons.